AUGACGUCCACGCCUAGCGACGCGGGUCUUCAGUCACCGCUGCAGAGUGACUCCGAAUCGUCGACCAGCAUAGCCCAGUCGGCCACCCAUCGAGCACUACCCAGACUAUCCUUACCGUAUCGCCGCUCGAAUGCUUCGGUCGCCAGCUUGUUUGCGUCUACAUCCUCCGCUCAACAUUCUCCCACGGCCUCAGGCACCUCAACACCACCCGCCGGCGUCGUCAAUGCCUCCGUCUUCUCUCCACCUGCCUCGAGACUGGCCAAUGCCCUGAACUCGCCCACCACUGCCGCCCAACCCGAUGAGGCUCGUCAGCUAGUCCUGCGCGCCUUUGCUCCUCGUGUUUCUGUCCUGGCCUCGGAUGAUUGUCAAGAGUUGUUGCGCCACAAGGGUAUAAACGGAGGUCUCCUGGAAUUGCUGCGCCCGUUCGGAGAAAAAGUAGGCGGAAGAGUUGUUGUCAGGGAUAGCACUGGCGCCAGUAGACCAUGGGACGAUUUUGGAAUCAGAUUUACUGGCGUUUCCGAUGGCCUUGAACCUCCGAGACUGGAUGCGAACCCAUCUGAUCUGCCCGAAUACCGACCUGCGCGCUUACGUACAGGAGGCGAUGUCGAACAGAUUGAUGAGCUCGUCGCCCGCCAUCUCCAUUAUGCUCAGGACCAACCGUCUACCGGCGACUAUUUCUCAGGCCUUGAAACAAAACCACAUCCGUCACAACUCACCCCGUUCUAUACCCUAUACCUUCGAAGGCUUCUCUCCGGAAUACCAGUAACGCCACAUGAGACAUUUUCCCACCCCGUCGCCCUUGUAAUAGCAAUCAGCUCUCGUAAUCCCGCCCCUAUUGACGAACUCCGAACUCUAUAUACCAGCUCCAACACAGGCCAGCAUAAACCACCACCGUGGGUUAACAACGAGUUUCUACGAUAUUAUGUCCUCAUUCAUGACGAAGACCACGACGACAUUACAAAAUCCACCGCUCUAUAUGAACAGAUGAAGCGUCAUUUCGGUCUGCAUUGCCAUUUGCUGCGUUUACGGAGUAAUGAGUGUCUUCCCUCGGACGAUGACAGCAUGAGGUUACCCACUUGCGAGUGGUUGUCUGCUGGAGAAGAGUUGAGCGAGAUAGUCAACAGAGUUGAUGACGACCCAACGCCAUACAUAUUCGAAUCUGAUGCUGCUGCGAUUCGAGCAUUUGUUCGCGAAAUGGUGACCCAGUCAGUGGUGCCAGGUAUGGAGCGCUUAUCAGCCUUGUGGAAUAAUGAGGUUGCAUCACGGCGAAGGGGUAUCGCAGGAAAGCUUGGACAAGUAUCCAAACGCUUCACCUUUGGUUUCUCAUCACGAGGUUCAUCUGGAGGUAUUGGCGGUUCCAACAGUAACUACGACGCCCUCCAAGGCUUCUACAAACCCGACACACCAGAAGCAGUAUUACGAAAACUCGCCGAUUAUGCCUUCAUGCUCCGGGACUUCAAACUCGCCCAAAGCACCUACGACCUCCUCUGCACAGACUACAAAAACGACAAGGCAUGGAAACACUACGCCGGCGCCAAUGAAAUGGCCGCUCUCACAGCUCUCCUCUCUGCACCCGUCGUACCCUCCCGCCUCCGCGUCGACUCCCUAGACCAAUUACUGGAAACAGCAUACUAUUCCUACCUCACCCGCUGCUCAGCGCCCUACUCUGCUCUACGCACCUUAAUAAUCGGCACAGAGUUGUUGCGUCUACGCGGCGGCUCAGCUCUCGACGACUCUGCCCGCUGGGCAACCCGUAUCCUCGAAGACAGGCUGGUGGGAGCCACAGGCCACGCACUCCUCCUCGAACGCAUCGCCUCCUGCUAUUCCUCUCGCCGCGGCCACGGCAUCCUAAAUUCUGGCUCGCGACAACGAAAAGCCGCUUUCUACCAUAUCCUCGCCGCUGAAGCUUGGCUUAAACUCGAUAACCCGCGGCAAAGCGAAGGCAAUCUGGGUUCUGCUACUGAAAUCUAUACGUUGCGAUUACCGCCGUCAAAUAACGAAGGCUGCUCAUUCGAGCAUCUAGAAACUNUUUUGUUGCAACUCAAGCAACAAGUUGUGGAAAGUAGACCGGUGAACAGGGACACCGCAGAAGACGAGAAACAAGACCAAGCAGAGGAUGUGCAAGCGAUUCAAGAGCAACCUGCAAGUGGCCAACGAAGCCAUGCCAGAAGUCUUAGUUCUGUUGCUCCUUCUACUGCUGUCUCAAAUCUUGAUCCGCUGGGCGUGGCAGUGUUGUUGCCGCAUAGUCCUACACUUGAGGAGAGGCCAGAUCCUGCUAACGAUGGGUUUGAGUAG
Aureobasidium vineae is the source of this 2295-nucleotide messenger RNA. NCBI's taxonomy places the organism in Eukaryota, Fungi, Ascomycota, Dothideomycetes, Dothideales, Saccotheciaceae. The record is from the annotation of a GenBank genome assembly.